Oldenlandia corymbosa var. corymbosa is the source of this 2862-nucleotide messenger RNA. The record is from the annotation of a GenBank genome assembly. NCBI's taxonomy places the organism in Eukaryota, Viridiplantae, Streptophyta, Magnoliopsida, Gentianales, Rubiaceae.
GUGGGGAGAAAAUAAACAUGUUUUGUGACUAAACAAUGGAUAAUGCAUGGGAGAGAGGUGAACGAACUGGUGAUGAUACAUAUGGUUGGGAGGAGAAUCCUUUAUUAUUAGUUUAUUUUAAAUUUAAGAUUAUUGAAUGAAUCAUGGAGUCAUAUAAUGAUUGAAGUCGGAAAACUCGGUGUCUCAAAUCCAAAAUAGGGGACACACAUACCUAAAAUGGAUAAUUUAGUAGUAGUAUUGCUGUUUUAAUUCUAGACCAAAAAUCAAAACCACUUUGUAUGCCUGAAAUUUCUCUAAACCAUCCUUGUCUUAAAAAUUACACAAAAUUUCUUCUUCAACAAUCUAUCUCCAAUCUUCACCACCUCCCAAAUGACUAAGUAAAAUCCAGUUAGGACAAAAAAAAAAAAAAAAAAAAAAAAUUCAAUGAGAAACAUAGUCCUACUAUUUCUCACCAUCAAUCUUCCAUUGGGAAAGACCACCUCAUUGUAGCAAAUCCUCCCCCGCAUAAUUGUUUCUUCUACCUCUUACCUUCAUUUUUCUUUUGUGUGUGUGCGUCCAUGGAGAUCUUUUCUCUUUGAAUGAAACUCUCUCUUUGUAGUUUCUUUUCAAGGCCCCCCCACCAAAAACCCCCUCCCUUCCCACUAUUUUUCUUUUCUUCCCUUUGUUUUGCUUUCUCUUGGGGCCUUUCCUCCGCCUGCGCACACCACCUGCAUCCUCCCUCUCCUGCCAAAAGGGCAUACAUAACAUAUAUAUACAUACAUAUAUAUACAUACAUUUAUCGCUCUUUCGUCGCGAUUUCCUCCUUUGUUGUUUGCCAUAUUUUCGUGAUCCUUGGGUAUUUUCUUCAGCUCCCCACCCUUAGUAGUUCCUCCAAAUGGGGAACUGUUGUUCUCGGGGCGCAACCGCGGAAGCUUCCCCUGAAGACACUAAUAACAACAAUAACAACCACCACCAAAAUGACAAUCACAAUGAUGCAGGCGAAACCGGGCAACCGGAAGGCAGCGAUCAUGAUAAUAACCACCCUCCCACCACUCCGCCAAAGACAACAACCCCGCCUUCGGCGUCUCCCUGUCGUUCCCCGAAACCGGCCAAGACUGCGCCGAUCGGGCCGGUGUUAGGCCGUCCAAUGGAAGACAUCCGGACAAUGUACACCAUUGGUAAAGAGCUGGGAAGGGGACAAUUCGGGGUCACGCAUUUAUGCACACACAAGCAAACCGGCGAACAGUUUGCGUGCAAGACCAUAGCCAAGAGGAAACUGGUGAACAAGGAGGAUAUCGAGGACGUGCGCCGGGAGGUGCAGAUCAUGCAUCAUCUCACCGGACAGCCCAACAUCGUGGAGCUCAAGGGAGCCUACGAGGACAAGCAUUCCGUCCACCUGGUGAUGGAAUUGUGCGCCGGCGGAGAGCUUUUUGAUCGGAUCAUUGCGAAAGGGCAUUACACCGAACGAGCUGCGGCUUCUUUGUUGAGAACCAUUGUCCAAAUUGUUCACACUUGUCAUUCUAUGGGUGUUAUUCAUAGGGAUCUCAAGCCCGAGAAUUUCCUUCUUCUCAGCAAGGAUGAAAAUGCUCCCCUUAAAGCGACCGAUUUUGGUCUCUCUGUUUUCUAUAAGCAAGGAGAUACAUUUAAGGACAUUGUGGGAAGUGCGUAUUAUAUCGCACCCGAAGUUCUAAAGAGAAGAUAUGGUCCUGAAGUUGAUAUUUGGAGUGUUGGUGUCAUGUUGUACAUCCUUCUUUGUGGAGUUCCUCCUUUCUGGGCUGAAUCUGAGAAUGGGAUAUUUAAUGCAAUUUUAAGAGGCCACAUCGACUUCACAAGUGAUCCGUGGCCUUCAAUUUCCAGUGGAGCCAAGGACCUGGUUAGGAAAAUGUUGAAUUCCGACCCCAAACAGAGACUCAGUGCAUUUCAAGUCCUAAAUCAUCCAUGGAUCAAGGAAGAUGGAGAGGCACCAGACACUCCUCUUGAUAAUGCUGUUUUGGGCAGGCUCAAACAGUUCAGGGCCAUGAAUAAAUUCAAAAAAGUUGCUCUUAGGGUAAUUGCAGGAUGCCUCUCAGAGGAAGAGAUCAUGGGAUUGAAACAAAUGUUCAAAAGCAUUGAUUCUGAUAAUAGUGGCACCAUAACAUUGGAGGAGUUGAAGCAAGGAUUGGCAGAGCAAGGGACAAAGUUAUCAGAAUAUGAAGUCAAACAAUUGAUGGAAGCAGCUGAUGCGGAUGGAAAUGGAACCAUAGAUUAUGAGGAGUUCAUCACCGCAACAAUGCACAUGAAUAGGAUGGACAGAGAAGAGCAUCUCUAUACUGCCUUCCAAUACUUUGAUAAAGACAAUAGCGGGUACGUUACAAUAGAAGAACUAGAGCAAGCCCUGCGAGAUUUUGGUAUGAAUGAUGCCAAGGACAUCAAAGAAAUCAUCUCUGAAGUUGAUACUGAUAAUGAUGGUCGAAUAAAUUAUGAUGAGUUUGUGGCCAUGAUGAAGAAAGGAAAUCCAGAUGCAGGAGCAAAUCCAAAGAAGCGGAGAGAUGUGUUUGUGCAAUAAGAUUUGGUUGUUUCAUCUAGAACUUGAUUUACGUUCUAGGUGAAAUAUGAAAGAAUGGUGGCACAUACAUUGUAUCCUUUAGUCUUCAAUUAAUUUAAUUAGUGGAAACAAAAAAAAAAAAAAAGAGGGGAGGAAAAAAAGAGAGAGGAAAACCUUCUAGUUUUAUGGUCCAUGUGUAUGUAGAAGUCAUGGAUAGUAUUGUUUAAUUCAUGUGUUUGUGUAUAUGAAUAACAAAUAAUGCCAAAAAUAUAUGGAAGGGGAAAUCAAGUCACACGAUUGGUCCUUUAAUUUCUAUUUUGUAAGCAUUGAAAAUCAGUUUUAAUGUGUGGUAAGGAGAG